CAUUGGAAAAUGAGAGAUAUCAAAAGUUUAUUCCUUCAAAUGUCUUGUUUAUGGGUACAUCUCCGAACUAUGUCAAACACACUACCGGUGUUAAAAUGCAAGGCCAAAAAAAAAUCAAAUCACAGACAGAUUAAUCUAAUGGAUGCAUUCUCCUUUAUUUCUUGUGCUCUUAUUAUGCUUUUGAUAUCAACAACACUCAGCUCAUCGACAACAGUUGUCUACUCAACCACCGAUGAAGAUGCAUUACUCGCCUUCAUAAACGGCAUCACCAAUGGCGCCUUGAUCAGCAGCAACUGGUCCAGAAACUCCUCCAUCUGCGGCUGGACCGGCGUCUCGUGCGGUGGCGAACAGGGAAGGGUCACGGCCCUCAACCUCUCCGGCCUCGCACUCCGGGGAAACCUCGCUCCAGAUCUCGGAAACCUAACGUUUCUCCAAUCCCUCGACGUUAGCUCCAACAAUUUCGCGGGGGCCUUACCCUCCGAGCUCUCUAAACUGCGUCGUAUGAAGGAGAUAAACGUGGGAUUCAACAACCUCACCGGAGAAAUACCGUCGUGGCUCGGAGCCCUAUCUCAGCUCCAACAUCUGCAUCUCAACAACAACAAAUUCUCAGGGAGAAUCCCAUUUCCUCUGUUUAAUAUUUCGAAUCUGCAGACUUUGGACAUGGGCUACAAUCUUCUCCACGGAAGUGUUUCGGAGCAGAUCGGCAGGCUGUCUUCACUAGAAACGCUAAAGCUCGCCGGAAAUAGGUUUUCCGGCCGUGUGCCGACCGGAAUCGGGAAUAUGACGAUGCUUCGGAAUUUAUAUUUGGGUUCAAACCAACUUCAAGGUAGUAUACCAAGAGAAAUUGGACAUCUCACGUCAUUGGAGUAUAUGAUAUUUUCUCGGAACAACUUGACAGGUCGCAUACCAAAGCAAGUUGGCAAUCUUACUUCGAUAAAACAACUAGAUCUUGCUUACAAUAAAUUCACAGGCGAACUGCCGGAAGAGUUUGGUAAUCUAGCAAGCCUUGAGGUUUUUGCAGCGCCUUUCAAUGAUUUGUUAAAUGGUAGCAUCCCACCUUCCAUUUUCAAUAUCUCAUCUCUGCAGAUAUUAGCUCUUCAACAGAAUCUAUUUUCCGGCUCUCUUCCUCCAACCAUGGGGCGCUCGCUUCUCAACCUGCGAGAGCUUUAUUUAUAUUUUAACAGACUCACCGGCGAAAUUCCAACCUCUAUCAACAAUGCUUCUAAGCUUACUAUGUUGGAAUUGAAUAGAAACUCGUUCACCGGCCCCAUCCCCGACUUUGGUAAUCUAAGACAGCUGCGAGCGCUUCGACUCUGGGAAAAUAAUUUGACAGGAGCUGAAUCUCCUAAUCAGGAGCUCACAUUUCUCUCUUCUUUAACUAACUGCCGAGAUUUGAAGGUCUUAGAAAUACUACACAAUCCACAUAUGAAUGGAAUCCUCCCAGCUUCCAUUGGGAAUCUAUCUACUUCUCUUGUCACUUUUUCAGCAUCUAACUGCAGCAUUAGAGGUGUCAUUCCUUCUGAAAUUGGAAACUUGAACAGUUUGCAAAAAUUGGAUUUAUCUGAGAAUCAAUUCACAGGAUUCAUCCCGGAAACAAUGGGAAAAUUGAAGCAAGUCAUCGAGUUAUAUCUCUAUUCUAAUCAGUUGCAAGGAUAUAUCCCUCGCGAUCUUUGCAAUAUCAGUAAUUUGGGGAAUUUGUAUUUGGGUAGUAAUAUGCUUGCUGGUCCAAUACCUGAAUGUUUGGGGGAAAUUAAAUCGCUAAGAGAAGUAUUAUUGGCCUCAAACAAGCUGAAUUCUUCACUUCCUUCCAACUUGUUCAAUCUCAAGGACCUCAUAAUGCUCUACUUGUCUUCGAACUAUUUGAGUGGUCAGAUUCCAGAUGCAAUCGGAAAUUUGAAUGUUAUGAGAGAAAUGGACUUGUCCUAUAACAAUUUUUCAGGGCAUAUUCCGAGCUCAAUUGGCGGCUGUAAAUCACUUGAAUACUUGAAUUUAUCAGAUAACAUGUUUGAUGGAUCCAUCCCUCAAUCAAUGGGGGAGCUCAAAGGAAUGAAGAAAUUGGAUCUUUCCAAGAAUCAGCUUUCUGGUUUGAUUCCUGGGUCACUGACAGGGCUAGAUCUUGAAGAAGUUAAUGUAUCCCACAACAGAUUGGAAGGGGAGAUUCCGGAUAAGGGUUGCUUUGAAAACCUCACUGCGGAAUCUUUUCUCCACAACUUUGAUCUCUGCGGUGCACCAAGAUUCCAAGUGCCGCCUUGCGGAAGAUCAAAAUCAACUAGUGGUGUUUUCUGGCUAGUGAUGAAGUAUAUUGCUCCCUCCUUCUUUGGAGUCGUGGUUUUGGUGGUUGUCGUGAUUGUCCUCAUCAGGCGGCGGCGCAGACAGAGGAAUCUGCCGCCUGAAGCUGAGAUUCCAUCGGCUUGGAAGAGAGUCUCAGAGAGAGAAAUCAAGGAGGGAACGGGGUAUUUUAGUGAGACGAAUCUGCUUGGAAGAGGAGGGUUGGGUUCAGUAUUCAAAGCAACGCUUGCAGAUGGGACACAAGUUGCAGUGAAGGUCUUCAACUUGCAAUCAGAAAGAGCUACCAAGAGCUUUGAGACAGAGAGCCAGAUACUGAGCAGCAUUCGACAUAGAAACUUGGUGAAGAUACUUGGUUGUUGCAGUAGCCCCGACUUCAAAGCCUUGAUUCUCGCAUACAUGCCUAAUGGAAGCCUGGAGAAAUGGCUGCAUUCGGACGACUUGUGUCUGGAUCUUGUGCAACGACUGAAUAUAGCAAUAGAUGUGGCGUUGGCUUUGGAAUAUCUUCAUCAUCAUCAUACUUUCACGGUUGUUCACUGUGAUAUAAAGCCAAACAAUGUGCUGCUCGAUGCGGAUAUGAAUGCGCGUGUUGGUGAUUUUGGCAUUUCCAAGCUCUUUCACAACGGUGAAGAUGCAGUUCGCACGAUAAACAUGGCGACUAUCGGUUAUGCAGCACCAGAGUUUGGUUCGGAAGGAAUGGUUUCCAGCAACGGAGAUGUGUACAGUUUUGGGAUAUUGUUGGUGGAGAUGUUCACGAGUAAGAAGCCGACAGAUGAUAUGUUCAAUGGAGAAAUGAACAUAAAGGAGUGGGUGGAAAAUGCAUUAGAAGAAAACGCCAUAAGCGGAAUUGUAGCUGUUGGAUUGUUGUCAAGAGAAGAUCCACUAUUUUGGGGCAAGUUAGAAUGUGUAGAGUCUAUAUUUGAUUUGGCAAUGAAAUGUUUGGCCUUUUCGCCACGGGAAAGAAUCAAGAUGAUGGAAGCAGUAGCUCCUCUACAGAAAAUAAAAGCCAAAGUUCCAGUAGAGUAGGGGGUCGUUUGAUUUGCAGUU
This is a messenger RNA of Salvia miltiorrhiza (redroot sage), 3333 nucleotides long. Its product is annotated as probable LRR receptor-like serine/threonine-protein kinase At3g47570. The coding region runs from base 10 to 3312 and encodes 1100 amino acids. The record is from RefSeq and is a predicted model, not a curated record. The transcript has 5 exons. Gene Ontology annotation, biological process: protein phosphorylation. Lineage: Eukaryota; Viridiplantae; Streptophyta; Magnoliopsida; Lamiales; Lamiaceae. Gene Ontology annotation, molecular function: ATP binding; protein kinase activity; protein binding.